AUGGCGAAUUCAUGGCGAAAGCAGCAUACAAUAGAAGAGGAAGAAAGAAGGUUGCACGCGUACCGAUCACGCUGCUUUCAAGUCACUGCAAAAGUACCUCUCUACUUCCUUUCGUUCGAAGAAGGAUUUAGGAGCUGGAUGAAUAACCACGAGAACGUCACCAGACUCGAAAAACUUAUGAAAGCCCAAGGUUGCCAGCGACUUAUGCGAGAGAACCACGUGCCCGUAAUAGUCUCGUCGGAAGAUUGGAUGACGAAAGUUGUACCGGUCUAUGAGAAUUCCAGAGUAGGCCUUGACGUGCCCCAUCUGCAGAUUUCGCCUGGGUACCGUUUACGCGCAUUGGAUCACGAGAGUCUCAUCAACGCAGCCCAGAUCAGGCUCAAGGGCCCAGACCAGUGGUGGAUUGUUGAUGUCUAUGUUUUGGACACGGACUCUGGCGACGCCGCAGGGAUAAUCCAACAGAGAUUUGUUCGUUCAUUGAAGGAACGGAUCCCUAAUGAUCUCAGUCCCCCAGAUGGAUUGGCUUAUGAGCGAAUCAACUACUACGAGGGGCAUCUCGAUGGUCACAUUAAUCGCUCCGCAGCUGACGACUGGUGGGCUGCCCUCAACACAAAGACACGAAGUUCGAAAGAGAAAGGUCUGCGGAACUUCUUCAGGAAUGCAAAGCUGCACAAUAAGUUGAACGCCUUGCUUGCGAUUAGAGGACUGUGGGAGGCCAUGCGUAUUGGGGUUCUCCAUAAAAUCACUGCAAUGCAUUGUGAUGAGGCCAUAUGUUGCUACUGGGAGCAUAUCCUGCAAACAUUCCUGAGAAUAGUUGGGGGGCGACAACAGCUACUUCCAUAUAUUGAUGGCGUGACGGUUGAGCUUCUUGAAUCUCGUGCCCCGAAAGUAUCGAAGAGAGAUCGACAGUUUCUCCAAAAACGAAUGGAUGACGGGCAGCUCUUUGCCAAUCUGGAUAAUCAAGUUCGUGAUGAGGUCUGGCAAAACCUCCUCAGGAUCGAUUACCCAAUCCCCACGUUAAAAACAUUUUUCAAAGAUCGUCUUUACCUUGAGGUAGCUCAGAACGUCAUGAAACAAGCCUUAUUGCCGGUUCCGAAUGACACAGCCACCACUAUUGACGCUGGUCUCUGUGCUACAUGGGAUAGUGCGCGGUCGGGGACGAUUCCAGUACGACAGGAACGGCUCGAAGAGGGUCUCCUGGAGCUCUGGCGGUUCAGCUUUCAAUACGGGUUCGAAAUGACUGGUCACACCCGCUUGAAAUCCGAUAAGCAGGUACCACAAGAUGGAAUAGAGGCAGCGGAACUUUGGCGGCAUUUUUUUGCUCUGUUGAGAAUUCGGGGGUUUAAAGCCCCCGAUGGAGACUCCGCUGCGGCACCUACCAUGCCACUUCCCACCCCACCACCAUGCGAAUUUCCCGAGAACCCGGAGCAUGAGAUUGAAGCCCCCAAGCGAUGUGGAAAGCCUUAUUCCAAUUCCGCUAGAGCAGAUCGAUUCGCCCUCACAGCCAGCUCGAUGCGCCAGCGAUCAGUGCCUGACCGCGUGACUGCCGGAUUCCUGCGCCAGUCCGUCUUCAAUGCCUUCUUCAGCUAUCUUCAGACUACUGCCACCGGGACUAGUUCAACAACUUAUGAGGUUCUAUUGCAACAAGCGCAGGUGGAGGUGGAAUCGAACCAGCCUCCUCUCAGAAGCGAGACAGUCAGUCCAGUGAAUGGGCACGACCAACCGAGUGAAUCCACAUCCAACGAGCCGAGCUCAUGGAACACGACUCCUGGCAGGGGGCUGAUCAGUGAUUCUGCAUAUACACUGUCGAGUUCAGCCAGUCAGUCCCAAUCGAGCCCGGUGAUCAUGAACUUCAACCUCGCGGGGCUAUCAAGGGAUCAGCAACAGUUACAGAUGCCGUACGAUUUUGAGUGGAUUCACCAAUUUAGUACUGAGCUAGAUGCAAAUUCAUUUGGAGUGGAAAUAAUGGACACUGGGCGCUCUAUCCCACCACAAGAUAUUUUUGACUACUACUCAACUCACGCUAGCUCGCAGCUAGUUGCUAGUCUCAACAAUGAGGAUAGUCUCGGGCCAUCAAUCAAUAACAAGAGAAAAAGAGAGCAUUCAGACGACGCAGGUAAUGAUUUGAAUACGAGAGCAAAACGGUUUAUUGAAGAACAGGCUCUUCGAGCCCGCGACCGCAUAACAAUGGACUCGGCAUCAAGGCAUACAAGCUUUUCAUCCCUUUAA
Penicillium angulare is the source of this 2229-nucleotide messenger RNA. RefSeq lists its product as uncharacterized. NCBI's taxonomy places the organism in Eukaryota, Fungi, Ascomycota, Eurotiomycetes, Eurotiales, Aspergillaceae. The transcript is spliced from 3 exons. The coding region runs from base 1 to 2229 and encodes 742 amino acids. The record is from RefSeq and is a predicted model, not a curated record.